Messenger RNA from Leptopilina boulardi, 1387 nucleotides. RefSeq lists its product as uncharacterized. The record is from RefSeq and is a predicted model, not a curated record. Gene Ontology annotation, cellular component: plasma membrane. Gene Ontology annotation, molecular function: odorant binding; olfactory receptor activity. The transcript has 6 exons. Gene Ontology annotation, biological process: detection of chemical stimulus involved in sensory perception of smell; sensory perception of smell. NCBI's taxonomy places the organism in Eukaryota, Metazoa, Arthropoda, Insecta, Hymenoptera, Figitidae. The coding region runs from base 140 to 1261 and encodes 373 amino acids.
UAGAUUCCACUAUAUAAUAAUUUAUUUAUCCAACAUUUAAAAAUUAUAAUCAUUGUAAUAGUAUAUUUAAAAUAUCCAAUUUCUGUUGUUAAAUCUUAUAAAGAAUUUUUCUUUCAUAAACAAAAUAGUAUUAUUUAAAAUGAAAAUUUCACCUGAAUUUCUUUUACAAUUUACAAAAAUUGGUACAUGCUUGACAUUAUGUUGGCCACCUUUGAAUCAAGUUUCAAAAUUAAAAUUAUUGUUGUACGAUACUUUGUGUUGUCUUUCUUUUUUAUCGAGUCUCUUUUUACUGUUUCCAUUAUGUUCCUCUGUAUAUCAAGAUUGGAGUAAUCGAUUAAUUAUGACAAAAUCAAUUUGUCUUGCCUGUCCCGUGUUACAAGUCGCCAUGAAGAUUUUCGUUUGCAGAUUUCAACGCCAUCGUUUUAAGAUUCUGCUUCAAGAAUUGUUAAAAUUUUUAAAAGAAGCCAAUAGAGCGGAGAGAAAAGUUAUUGAUUACUAUUUAAAAAAGCAUGCUGUUUUACAUUUGUCAUUGUCCUUUUCUGGUUUCUUGACCGCGUUAAUUUUUGUCAUUGGCCCUUUCUUAUUGUCAACGCCUCUACCAACUGAUGCCAAAUAUCCUUUUUUAAUAAAUUCAAGGUUCAGAAGGUUCAUUAUUUAUAUUCAUCAAAGUAGUGUUACCUUUCAAGUUGUAUCAGGAAUGGCAAUCGAUUGUUUGUGUGCUUCCCUACUUUGGUUUACUGCAGCAAGAUUUAGAAUUUUAGCCAAAAAUUUUCAAAAUAUUCAAAGUGAAAGCGAUGUUUAUUUACGAAUACGUCAACAUCAACAUCUGCUCAUCUAUGCAAAAACUCUAAGAAUAGCAAUACGAGGCGUAGUAUUUUCAACAGUGUUUACAGCAACAAUUGGUAUUGUGUUUGCUAGUGUUCUAUUUUUUACCCCGGAAUCUCUGAUGAUUAAAGCUCAAUUUGCAUUUCUUGUAUGUUCCGCUGGAGUCCUUGUUUUUUUAACCGCUUGGCCUGCCGAACAUCUGAUAUUAACAACUUCUGAAAUAGGAACUGCUGCUUUUGAUUCUUCUUGGAUUGGUUUACCACCAAAGCUUUUGAAAUGUUGGAUUCUUAUUUUUAAAAUGUCACAAAAACCAAUUACAGUAAAUAUUGCAGGUAUACUUCCAACUUUAUCUCUACCUUAUUUUUUUCAAUUUGUUUCCAAAGUUUUUUCAUACCUCGCAACACUAAGAAUUGUAAUAAUGAAAGCAAUGACAUAAUGUAAAUUAAAAAUAUUAAUUAAUUUUAGUAAUUCCAUUCGUGUAAAUGUAAUACCUACGAGUGUAGAAAAAUAUCUGUGUUUUACAGGUUAAAAUUACUGAAAUUUUAAAUUAAAAUAUACCUUC